This is a messenger RNA of Nilaparvata lugens (brown planthopper), 1645 nucleotides long. It is a transcript of the gene DCTN6-p27, whose product is annotated as dynactin subunit 6. Bases 652 to 1113 code for a protein of 153 amino acids. NCBI's taxonomy places the organism in Eukaryota, Metazoa, Arthropoda, Insecta, Hemiptera, Delphacidae. Gene Ontology annotation, molecular function: dynein complex binding. The record is from RefSeq and is a predicted model, not a curated record. The transcript has 6 exons. Gene Ontology annotation, biological process: mitotic spindle organization. Gene Ontology annotation, cellular component: dynactin complex.
GGAGCUGGGGGAAAGCUCCAGGGGGAUUUCUUGGGACUUUUAGGAGAAUGACCCUCUGGGAGGGUUCUAUUGAUGAAGAUAAUCUAACCCAUAAUGGAUGAGACCUGGCGGAGGAGGAAGAAUGAGGAACUCUACCAAGUAUAUCGUGAACCUGAUGUGGUCAAAAUGAUCAAAAUUGGUAGACUGCGAUGGGCUGGCCACCUUAUUCGAGCAGAUGAGACAUACCCACCAAGGAGACUCAUGCUGUACAGGAUGGAAGGGAGGCGAAGACCAGGAAGGCCGAGACUGCGCUGGAUGGACGGUGUUGACAAGGACGCACAAGUGAUUGGAGCCAGAGGUUGGAAAGCGAGGGCGGAAGACAGAGACGAAUGGAGGCGAAUACUGGAGGAGGCCAAGACCUGUAGCGGGUUGUAGCGCCACUGAUGAUGAUGAUGAAUCUAACCCAUAAAACCUGAGUUUUGUACCAGAAUAACAUGUGAAAUGGUAUCAAAAGCUUUUGACAUAUCAUAAAAGCUAAUCGUGACCAUAAUUUUCCCAUCUAGCCAGCUAAUUCCAUUCCUCAAGAACUCUUAGAUCGCAGUGGUUAAAAUAGCAUCAUCUGCGGUGGUAUGCGUCGAAAGCAAGCUGAAAGGCACUGUGUCUGUCGGCAGUAUGACCGUCAUUCAUCCUAAAGCUUCAAUCAUAGCCGAAGCUGGACCAAUUGUUAUUGGAGAGAAUAAUAUAAUCGAGGAACAAGUUGUCAUUAUGCACAGUUUAAAAGAUGGCGAAGAAUGGGAUGAAUCCAGAGUGCUGAAGAUAGGAUCCAACAAUGUUUUUGAAGUUGGAUGUGCAGUCUUUGCGAAUGCCAUUGGCGACCACAAUGUGAUUGAAGCAAAAAGUUAUGUUGGUGAAGGAAUCGAAAUAGCAAAUGGCUGCAUAAUUGGAGCUGGUUGUCGAUUAACUGUGCCAGAAAAAUUGCAAGACAAUAGUGUAUUUUCGGGGAGUGCCUGCUCGCUAAACAUCGCACCAGACAGACCUCCUGCUCAAACAUUACAGCUGGAAUUUCUCAGCAAAGUUCUACCCAACUACCAUCAUUUGAAGAAAGUUAAAAAACCAGAACAAGCAGUGAACUGAUGUGACGCUUUCCAAUAUGAACUUAUUGUAUAAAUAAAAUAUUAUUAUAAGGAUAGAAAAGUGCUAUUCAGUAUAAUGUGGAACUUUCAUUAUUGUUAUUUAUAUGUUUUAUGUUAUAAAGUCUUCAUUCAAUUUCAUAAAAUCAACGAAUGAAACUCACAAAUGUAUUAUAAUUGAUUACUGUACAGCAUGUUACUACAAUUAUUUCUAUCAUAUUAGUUUUUUAAAAAUUUGGUUGCUCUCUGCUAUUUUAUUGCUAUUGGGAAUUGUUUUCAAUGCUUCAAUAAUCUUGUUUAUUCAUUUGUACUUCCAAUAUGGGUAUACCGGAUAGUUUGUUAUGAUGCAUGAAACAAUAGAUGGGCCUUGAUUACCCCGACACCAGUCCUGAGCCAGCCAGGUCACACGAUAUUAUAAUUGAUUACUCUAACACCUGUAAAUUGUAAAAAACGUAACAAAUAAUUAACUUGAAAUAUUUUAUUCACAGUAUUUAAAGUGAAAUAAUGUAUAUGAAAUACAGUAAAUCUGAAUUGAA